Erinaceus europaeus (western European hedgehog) is the source of this 594-nucleotide messenger RNA. It is a transcript of the gene CRYBA2, whose product is annotated as crystallin beta A2. The record is from RefSeq and is a predicted model, not a curated record. Bases 1 to 594 code for a protein of 197 amino acids. NCBI's taxonomy places the organism in Eukaryota, Metazoa, Chordata, Mammalia, Eulipotyphla, Erinaceidae. The transcript is spliced from 4 exons. Gene Ontology annotation, biological process: lens development in camera-type eye; visual perception. Gene Ontology annotation, molecular function: structural constituent of eye lens.
AUGAGCAGCGCCCCCACCCCGGGCCCCGGGCCCACCUGCCUCACGCUCUGGGAGGAGGAGAACUUCCAGGGCCGCCACUACCAGCUGCUCAGCGACUGUUUCCACGUGUGCGAGCGCGGAGGCCUGCGCAAGGUGCGCUCUGUCAAGGUGGAGACCGGCACCUGGGUCGCCUUCGAGUACCCCAACUUCCAGGGACAGCAGUUCAUUCUGGAGAAGGGAGACUACCCUCGCUGGGAGGCCUGGAGCGGCAGUGGUGGCCACCAUAGUGACCAGCUGCUCUCCUUCCGGCCAGUGCUUUCUGCGAACCACAGUGACAGCCGUGUGACACUGUUUGAGGGUGAAAACUUCCAGGGCUGCAAGUUUGAGCUCAGUGAUGACUACCCCUCCCUACCCUCCAUGGGCUGGACCAGCAAGAACGUGGGUUCUCUCAAAGUCAGCUCCGGCGCGUGGGUGGCCUACCAGUACCCGGGCUACCGAGGCUACCAGUACAUCCUGGAGAGGGACCGUCACAGUGGCGAGUACCGGAGCUACAGUGAAUUCGGCACCCAGGCUCACAGCGGGCAGCUACAAUCCAUCCGGAGGGUCCAGCACUAA